GGUGGUGCCGGGGGCGGUGGGGAUGGACGGGGUCGAGGCGGAGGGCGGCUCCCCUUACUGCUGUGCGGAGUGCGGGGCCGGUUUUGGCCGUCCGUCGGAGCUGGAGGCCCACGCCUGCGACAGGGAGGAGGAGGAGGAGGAGGGCGAGGGCGACACCGGGCAAGGGCGGCCCUUUGCCUGCCUGGAGUGCGGCAAGCGGUUCACGCACUCCUCCACCCUGCUGAGCCACCGGCACACCCACACCGGGGAGCGGCCGUUCGCCUGCGCCGUCUGCGGCAAGAGCUUCGCCCGCUCCUUCAGCCUGCUGACCCACCGGCGGGUCCACACCGGCGAGCGGCCCUUCACCUGCGCCGUCUGCGGCAAGGGCUUCACCCAGUCCUGCAACCUGCUGAGCCACCGGCGGGUCCACACCGACGAGCGGCCCUUCCCCUGCGGCCAGUGCGGCAAGCGCUUUCGGGUCUCCAGCAGCCUGGCCCGGCACCGGCGCGUCCACACCGGCGAGCGGCCCUUCCCCUGCCCGGUCUGCGGGAUGGGCUUCACCCAGUCCUCCCACCUCCUGGCGCACCGGCGGGUGCACACGGGCGCCGGGCCCUUCGCCUGCUCCGUCUGCGGCAUGGGCUUCACCCACUCGUCCAGCCUGCUAACCCACCAGCGGGUCCACACCGGCGAGCGGCCCUACACCUGCGCCGUCUGCGGCAAGGGCUUCACCCAGUCCUCCAACCUCAUGACCCACCAGCGGGUCCACACCGGCGAGCGCCCCUUCCGCUGCGGGCAGUGCGGCAAGCGCUUCAAGGUCUCCUCCCACCUGCUGCGGCACCAGCGCGUCCACACCGCCGAGCGCCGGCCCCCAACCGGGGGGCCCGGCGGUGACGAGCCGGCUGGGCGGCCCACCCUGAGCCCCGCCUGACGAGGGGCUGCGCUCCCGGUCAACCGUUUUCCACCGGUGGGGGGAGGGGGUGGUUCCGGCAUUUGGUGAGGGCGUGGGCGGCUGGGGGUGCUGGCGGUGGUACAAGGUGGGGGGGAGGGGUCCCCUUCCACCCGAAGUUAAAUAAACCUUUCCUUUCACGCCACCCCAGCCCCCUAAUUGCCGCGCGUCUCCAAGGGGUUGUGGGGGGGUGGGGUCGUGGCUGUGGUUUGAAUGCUUUGUGUACACCUCGAAAUAAACCUGCUUCGUUUCAAACGCA
Molecule: messenger RNA, 1184 nt
Organism: Carcharodon carcharias (great white shark)
Lineage: Eukaryota; Metazoa; Chordata; Chondrichthyes; Lamniformes; Lamnidae
Product: zinc finger protein 239-like
Exons: 1
Coding region: 23-907 (294 amino acids)
Biological process (GO): negative regulation of transcription by RNA polymerase II
Molecular function (GO): DNA-binding transcription repressor activity, RNA polymerase II-specific
Source: RefSeq, a predicted model, not a curated record